This is a messenger RNA of Gossypium arboreum, 962 nucleotides long. Its product is annotated as protein N-terminal glutamine amidohydrolase. Gene Ontology annotation, cellular component: cytosol; nucleus. The record is from RefSeq and is a predicted model, not a curated record. Gene Ontology annotation, molecular function: protein-N-terminal asparagine amidohydrolase activity; protein-N-terminal glutamine amidohydrolase activity. The transcript has 6 exons. The coding region runs from base 52 to 720 and encodes 222 amino acids. NCBI's taxonomy places the organism in Eukaryota, Viridiplantae, Streptophyta, Magnoliopsida, Malvales, Malvaceae.
GACUUCCUUAUUAAAUAAAUACUGAAAAUUUUGUAGCAUAGGAGAGUCAGAAUGACGACUUCGGAAUUGCAGUUGCAGCUAAACAACUUGGACGCUUCUCUCUUCAAUCAUACUCCCUUUUACUGCGAGGAGAACGUCUAUUUUCUUUGCAAGAAACUUUGUUCAUCCCAGAUAGCAGAUGCUCAAGGAUCUGAUCUUUUUGUCGUUUUCAUUUCCAAUGACAAUAAACAGAUUCCACUGUGGCAUCAAAAAGCUAGCCAUAGAGCAGAUGGUGUAAUUCUCUGGGAUUACCAUGUAAUUUGUGUUCAGAGGAAGAAAGAUGGUGGUACUCAUUUAGUAUGGGACUUGGAUUCAAGUCUUCCAUUUCCUUGUCCUUUAGCUACCUAUGUGUCAGAAACUAUCCGGCCAUCAUUUCAGCUCUUUUCGGAGUUUCAGAGGUUUUUCCGGGUAGUGUAUGCUCCUUUAUUUCUUCGUCACUUUGCAUCUGAUAGAAGACACAUGAAAGAUUCUGAAGGGAACUGGACUGCUCAACCUCCUCCAUAUGAACCCAUAGUUGCUGAAGAUGGAUCUGUGCACAACUUAAACGAGUACAUGGAGAUCCGUGCUGCUGAUGUACUAACAGAUCUACCCCCAGAAUUGACAAGUGCAGUUUUUGGUCAGAAGCACGGAGUUGUAAUUGGUGAAGCGCAUCUUGAGGAAUUAUUUUCUCAAAUUCCUUGAUAUGGUGGGUACUUUUAACCAAAAUCUUAGAACUUGCAUGUUUGAUGCAUAGUCUUGAGCACUUAAAACUGCUACUGUACAAAUAUGUUUCCAAUACUGUUAUAUAUGUCGUGCCACAAGCCUGCAAAAAUGAAGGAAAACAACAUACUUACAGCAAUAUUGUUGAUGUGUGUGUGUAUAUAUAUAUAUAUAUAUAUAUAUUAUCAUUGAUUGUAAUAAAAUUCUUUGUUUGCCAUUGUUAA